CCUCGGAUCAUGGGUACAAAGUCAAGAAGGAUGCUCAGCUGCCUUUACUUACACUCCCUCCAUCUUUAGCAUCUAUAGCCACCACUUUCACCUCCUCAUCGUCGGCCCAAGAUGUUCGUAGCAGCAUUGGACCCCUACUACCUCGGCCUGACGGCCAUCAUCUCUGCCGGUAUGCAGAUUGCCGGCUUCGCAAUUGCAUUCACCCUCCAGACCGAUGCCAUUACCGACUUCUGGUCUGCCCUCACCACGAUUAUCAUGCUCCUCAUCACCCUCGACUUUGGCGCUGCAUACACUGCUCGCAACAUCCUAGCUACCAUCUUUGGUCUGCUUUGGGCUGUAAGGCUUGGUGGAUUCCAGCUGUUCAGGAUGAUCAAGAUGGGUGGGGACACGAGAUUCGAUGAGAUGAGGAGCAACCCGCUCAAAUUUGCUCAAUUCUGGGUCGGACAAUUCCUCUGGACUUGGACUAUCACCAUGCCCAUCAACGUCCUCAACUCACCUGCAGUGACCCGACCCUACGAUGGGUACGGCGGCACCCUAGGCCCCAGCUUCGGGACUGCAAAGGACAUUGUCGGUCUCAUCUUCUUCGUCCUUGGCUUCCUCACAGAGGCCAUGGCGGACAUUACAAAGUACCGCUUCAAGAGUGUGAACAAGCCACCCAAGGGGGCCAUCAUCGAUGUUGGACCUUGGAAAUUCUCCCGCAGGCCCAACUACUUUGGUGAAAUCCUUAUCUGGCUAGGAAUCUACCUUUUGUGCAUCUCCCCUGCUAGCCAAGCCGACAUUAGCUAUCGCGGACACGCAGCUCUGCUAGGAACCGUCGUUUCUCCCCUCUUUACCUUUGCCCUCCUGAUGUUCCUCUCAGGAGUACCACUGGCAGAGAAGCCCUCACAAAAGAAGUACUUUAUCAUGUCCCACGAGGGUACCUCUCUGGAGCCUUACAACAAGCAGAGAGAAGAGGACCCAUGGAGGCGAUACAAGGCCUUCCGCAACCGAACCCCGCUCCUCAUCCCUAUGCCUGCCUUCUUGUACAAGCCGCUGCCAAAGUUUGUCAAGACGUACAUCUUGUUCGACUUGCCGCUGUACAACUUUGACGAGCACAAGGACGGACCUGCCGCUAUUGACGAGUGGGAGAAGAAGCAGGGUAACGAUGAGAGAUCGUGAGCUACCCCUUCGAGUUUGGCCUCCUUGCCCUUUUCUUGUUUCUAUUAGAGCCUCGCUUCUUGCGUUGCCCAUCCUUACAUUACCUUGUUCCAGAGCACUCAUUGUAUAACU
Molecule: messenger RNA, 1269 nt
Organism: Microstroma glucosiphilum
Lineage: Eukaryota; Fungi; Basidiomycota; Exobasidiomycetes; Microstromatales; Microstromataceae
Product: DUF1295-domain-containing protein
Exons: 1
Coding region: 112-1158 (348 amino acids)
Biological process (GO): lipid metabolic process
Cellular component (GO): membrane
Molecular function (GO): oxidoreductase activity, acting on the CH-CH group of donors
Source: RefSeq, a predicted model, not a curated record